Molecule: messenger RNA, 3322 nt
Organism: Anopheles merus
Lineage: Eukaryota; Metazoa; Arthropoda; Insecta; Diptera; Culicidae
Exons: 2
Coding region: 1611-2909 (432 amino acids)
Source: RefSeq, a predicted model, not a curated record
AGUGGUGGUGGUGGUGGUGGUCGGUUAGAGUUAGUAGUUGCAGUACGCGCGUACCUUUGCCGUAAAAGGGGUUCAUCAUCGUCAUCGUCUCCGGUCGCGCACAUAUCGUUUUGCAGCACAGCAAUACCAGCAGCAUACAUAUAUCGACUACCAAACAUACCGAUGCGCGCACGUACAUAAAACCGUACCAGAGUCACCAGCCAGUCAAGUCAAGCUUGCCGCAUGUCCGUCGGUGGAGGGUAAAAAACCACAUUCUCUCCGUUUUGGUGUCUGUGUCUUGUGUGCUGCUGUACUACCUCGGAGUUAUUUUUGAGCAUCCAACAAACCAACAUUAACCAACCAACCAACCAACCAACCAACCAGCCAGCCAAGCCAAUCCAACAAUCUCGGCUGGUAUAGUAGCGGCGACUCGUUUUCUUCGCCUUUUACCAUACGGGAAGAAUAAAGGAGGUUCGUCGAGGUUUCCUUUUUGCUCUUUACCUUCCUCCUUUUUACGAAAACACCUCCCCACAUCGUACGCGGGCUGCCAGAGACGACGACACGCAAGGAGGUUGUUGGUCGCAGCAGCAGCAGCCACAGCAACACGAACCGGUACACAGCAGCAGUAGCAGGGGUAAAGGAGGGAAAACAUACAGCGGCGUGUGUUGAGGCACAUAUUAUGCUGAAAAACCUCAACCAUACCCUCCUAAAACGACAAUCGACAAUCCGAGAGCAACCAACGCACGCCAUCUACCAUCCGGUUGGGUUGGAGGGUAUUAGAAAGGGAUGGCGCAUGUACACGACGAGACGAGCUAGCAGCAAGUAGAAUGUGGUGUGUUUAAGACCCAGUCGGUUGGCCCUUGCCCGUCUCUCCGCUGCUCGCGGUGUAGUGCUGCGCCUGAGUGUGUGCGUGUUAGUGUGUCUCUCCGGCAUGGUAACGUUAAAGUAAUCUUUCUAUUCUACGUACUUGAAAAGAACUCAAUUCAAUCGUUUCGCGCUCAUCCGUAGUGUGUAGGUUCCGUGUGUGUGCGCGAGCGCGCGGGCCCCUUUGGAAUGGUUGUUUGUCAUUCAACCAGAAGCCAGUAUCGUAGUGGCGCACAAGGCAGGCAGCCAGGCAGGCAGGCAGUGUGUUGAGAAUAGUUAAUACCACCGCGCUCACAGUUCUCGCGUUUGUGUACCAUUUGCCAGUUUUUGAAGUUCUUGCCAGUCGCGGUCGCGGGCCGAUCGGAGGAGCGAGCAGCAGCAGCAGCAGUUUGGCGUUUGUGAGCAUUCAUCAGCCGCACAUACUAUUCUUCACCAGGGGCCCGCGAGAAGAGUUUGAAGAUAAUUGAUGUUAAGUGAAAGAUAGGCCGAUAGGCCGCCGAGUAGUAGGUAGGCGAGAAGUCCAUCCGAGAAACCGUGUCCGAUAGGAAGUGGAGAGAAAACAAAAUCUACGCCCAUCAUGCACGCAACAGCGGCAACGGUGGCGCGACUGUGAUCUUCUAGCGCGCUAUUGUGGGGAAAAUCGGAAAAAGUGUAAUCACAACCGUGUGUGUGCGGGGUGUAGUUUUUUGGUGCAACAAAAGGGCCAUAACUUGCACUUUUCAUCGUGUGAACACGGGGAUUUCGGGUGCGUUACCCGGCUACACAGCAUGUCGGAACAAAGCGAUGACUCGAAGGAAACGCUCGGCGAGUACGAUCGGAACCUCUUGGAGCAGUUGGUGGUGAACGAUUGGGGCCUGAGUGCGGCAGCAUUUAAGCGCAUGGUUUAUUGCGGUAUCGACGAGGUCAGUUUGGUGCUGAUCGAGGAUGCAGAGAUUAACGAGCUGUUCAGCGAUCCCCGGCUGCUCGGGCAGAAGAUACUGUUCAAGCAUCGGCUCCGCCAGUGGCGCCACGACCAGCAAAGCUUCCUCAGCAACAUAGCCGCCCACCUGCAGCUGCCCAACGGGAACGGUACGGUGCCGCCGACGCAGCCAGUGUCCGCCGCAGCCUUAUUACCGCGCCAACUACUACUCCCCGCGCUUAAUGGUACGGCGGGCGGUGCACCAUCGUCACCGGCCGCCGGCAUCACCGCACCCGGAUCGUACAAGCGCAAGUAUCCGUUCGAUGUGGACCUUACCGCCACCGGCCAGCUGAACAAUGGCUCGGACGAUGAUGGCGCAAGCAUCAAGACGGAACACGACUCCACCUCAACCAAUGGCAUCGGGCUGAAGCGGCGUGGUGGCGGCGGUCGAGAAUCGCCACUGCUCAUACCGCCCACCUAUGCGGCCGCCUCCCUGUCCCUGGUGCAGCCGCUGCUGAAGCGAAAGGCCGAUCCACCGUCGCUAAAGGAACGCACGUCCGGUGCGGUCGGCGACAUACCGGUGCGGAUCGAUCGGGACAGCAUGCUGCGGCUGCUGCAAUCGUCCCAGUCCGGGCGCUGGAUACUGAACAGCUACAAACCGAACGAACCGCUCGAGCGACGGGGCCAAACCAUCAUCACGCACCUGAUCGUGGACCAGUUUCUGCACUUUAACAUCCUGUUCAAGCACCGCAUGAUGAGCCACUACGCGGACGUGAUAACGCAGCUGUUCCCGGCCGAGAUAAAGGAAAUCUACUACGCACCGCGCAACACGGUCAAGCGCAACACGUCCGGCAAGCUGUUCGAUCGGUACACGAACCAGCGGUUACGGCACAAGGAGCGGUUGCCGCGCGUCAAACCGUUCGUGGCGGACGAAUGGACCGAGCACAAGACGUUUGCCGAGCUGGCGAUCCUGAACGAGGCGAUGCAGGGUGUGCGCAGUGUGGCCGGUGGCGGCGGGGGUGAUGAUGCGACCGGCAGCGAGGAUGGCAACAUUAGCAACGACUUCCUGCAGCCGCUCACGACGAUGUACGUCGAGGGGGAGGAGCAGCAGCCGGCCGGCGGCAAUGGGGAUGGGGCGGUGGAUUACUCUACGCGAGAGGACGACUGACCGUGCGCUUGAUCGAGAUGCAAGCAGUAGAGCUCGGACGGGAGUGGGAAUGAAUGUGCCAAAUCGAGAUACAAGGGUAUAACACCAUACACUUCAGGUGUGUAAAAUAGAGGGAGAGAGAGAGAGAGAGAGCAGCUAUAGUAUGCACUACUGAGUGUGUGUAGGGGCGAGCAGAAUUAUUUGAAGCCUUAGCAUUAAGCACAAACACACAAAUAUGACGCUAUAUGAAUUUAGAUGGAAGGAAAUAAAUUAAGCAAACUUUUUCUACAAACCUAGGAGCUACUGGCAGACCUAAGCCCCUUUCCUAAAUGCGUAUACGUAAGUAUAGGAUUAAUUUAAUCGUUACAACCGUUGGCUCCAGCACAUCAAUAAAUAUGAUUCAUCAAAGGAUCUUUCCUCUGCUUGUAACAAAA